This is a messenger RNA of Magallana angulata, 1188 nucleotides long. RefSeq lists its product as uncharacterized. Lineage: Eukaryota; Metazoa; Mollusca; Bivalvia; Ostreida; Ostreidae. The transcript is spliced from 2 exons. The record is from RefSeq and is a predicted model, not a curated record. Bases 535 to 897 code for a protein of 120 amino acids.
AAAUCACAAACUAAAAGAUUUAGAGACAAUAUAUUCAGAGAAAUUCACUCUAUGUCGUGAAAAAGUCAAUGAAAUACAUCAGUAUUUUAUCCCAAAUUCACAAGGUAUGCAGAGAGAUAUACAAGAAAAUAUCAAAGAUAUAAAAGACAUCAUGGAUGAUAUAAGAAGAUUAAUGAAGAAUGAAACCGAGGCGCUAAAAUGUGUGCUGGAUACAGUGUUGUCAGAUAAAACAGGACAAGUUAACGAAAUGGAACAUUCAACAAUUGAAAAUCUUCAAUGUCAAGACAAAACGUGUCAAGAUUACAUCUCCUAUCUUAAAGACCGUGUCAAAGAGUUCAAUGGCUACCUGUCAUCUUCUAAACUUAGUAACAAUCCACUCAUUUUCUCUCUUUCUGAUCAGCUAAAAAUCAAUCCGAUACCGGAGACCACCACACAAGUCCCUCCAGAAUUUACUGCUGGUAAAUACAACAAGGAGGAUGUCACCAACUUUUUGGUAGAGUAACUGUUCCUGACACUACUACAAAGAACAGAAAAAUGAAACCCACGGAGACUGCUUCAACAAAGCAUUAUAGUACAAGAGACUGGACACCAAUCAGCAUACACUCCUCCCACAUCAACGGGGACAUGCUGGUGGGGAUGAGAAAGGAUGGUGGAGGGGCUAGAGUCACCAGGUACAACAAGAAAGGAGAAGAAAUACAGAACAUACAGAAGGACAACAAAGGACAGGAACUGUAUGGUACAACACACUACAUCACAGAAAACAUCAACGGUGAUAUCUGUACAUCAGAUUAUGACAACAAAACCGUAGUGGUGGUAAAUAAAUCAGGACAACGCAGAUUCUCCUACACUGGUCAGAGGUCAAAGAGGUCAAAGAAAUCCCCCCUAUGGUAUACGUAAUGAUGUCAUCGGUCACAUUCUGGUCUCUGAUUUUAUGAGGACUCUGUUCAUAUUUUAGAUCAGAACGGUAAAUAUUUGUCAAAACUACUCACACCACAAGAAUUAGAUUGUCCCAUAAGUUUAUUGGUGGAUGAUGAGAACGAUAUUCAUGUUGGACAAUGUAACACUAACAAAGUGACAGUGUACAAGUAUUUACAAUGAUAUUUCGCAUAAGAAAAGUAUUGAAUAUACAUACAUGUAUGAUAUUCAUGUUAUUUAUAUAGCUAAUUAAAAUAAACUAUUUUCAACAAA